ACUGCGCAUGCGUAACGGCGGGCGUGGAGAGCGAGCGAGCUUGCGUCGUGCGGCGGGGGCUGUGCUGAGUGAGUCUGCAGGCAAGAAGGAGACAAUGGAGCUGGAGGACGGGGAAGAAGCGUUAGGCGGCGGAGAGCGCGUCAUCUCCGUGUCUAGCAGCGACUCCGGCAGCGAGGGGGAUGAGGUGGCAGCUCUACCUGCAGACACCACCAGUCCUCGAGGCAACAAGGCCAGCACUCCUCGCAAAUCUUCCACCCCUGGAGAGAGACGAAGAAGAACCAUCUACAUUGCCGGGCGUCCUCCAUGGUACGACUCCCAUGGGCAGAUCGCUGAAGCAUUUGUCAUAGGUUUGGCAGGUGGGAGUGCGUCGGGGAAGACGACAGUUGCUCGGAGGAUCAUCGAGUCAUUGGGUGUUCCCUGGGUCUCUCUUCUCUCCAUGGACUCCUUCUACAAGGCUUUGACUCCAGAACAGAACAAGAAAGCCGCAGAAAAUGAGUACAAUUUCGACCGCCCUGACGCAUUUGACAUGGAUCUCUUGGUGGAGACUCUCCAGAAACUGAAAGAAGGCAAACACGUGGAGAUACCAAUUUACGACUUCAGCACACACGCCCACGCCAAGUACAAGCAUACAAUGUACGGAGCCAACGUGGUCGUUUUCGAAGGUAUAAUGGCGUUCUGCCACGCACCUCUUCUAAAACUCAUGGACCUCAAAAUCUUCGUAGACACUGAUUCAGACAUUCGACUAGCCAGAAGACUUCGCAGGGACAUUGCAGAGAGAGGGCGGGAUCUAGAGGGUGUGCUGAAGCAGUACAACAAGUUUGUCAAACCAGCCUUCCACCAGUUCAUACAGCCAACGAUGCAGUAUGCAGACAUUGUCGUCCCUCGCGGAGGCCAGAACAGAGUGGCUGUUCAACUCAUUGUCGAACACGUCAAAGAUCAACUCAAACAGAGAGGGUUCAACAACCGGCCCAAGUUGUUGGCAGGUCAGAGGGAGACUGAGGCUCUGCCUGACUCGGUUCACAUUCUCCCCAACAAGCCUCAGGUCAAGGCCAUGCACACCGUCAUCAGGAACAAAGAGACAAAGAGAGAUGACUUUGUGUUCUUCACCAACAGACUGGCUUGUCUCGCCAUGGAAUACGCCCACUCCUUCCUCCCCUUCCAGGAUGUGGCUGUGAUCACUCCUCAAGGGGACGAGUACAGCGGAAAGAGAUUCAAUGGAAAACUAUGUGGAGUGUCCAUCAUGAGAGCAGGAGAGGUGCUGGAACCAGCGCUGCUGUCUGUCUGCAAGGAGGCGACCAUCGGAAAGAUCCUCAUCCAAACCAACGAAACCACAGACGAACCAGCGGUACGUAAACCUGUCUGUCUCUUUUUCCUUUCUUUCUCUGUCGCUCAUACACACUCCUCAUUUGCCGAUGCACACCGUCCAUCUCUCGCUGUUUCCAGCUCCAUUUCCUGAGGCUCCCGUCUGACAUAUCACAACGUCAUGUGAUCCUCAUGGAUGCUACCAUAGCAACCGGAGCAGCUGCAAUUAUGGCAAUCAGAAUUCUUCUGGACCACGACGUCCCUCAAGAGAACAUCAUCUUUGUGACAAUGCUGGCAGCGAGACUAGGAAUACAGACACUGGCCUACAGCUUUCCCCACGUCCGCAUCAUAACUACCGCCGUUGACCCAAAGGUUAGUAGGGACUACCAUAUUUUGCCCGGAGUUGGUAACUACGGCGACAGAUACUUUGGAACGGAACCCGAUUGACUAUAAUAUUUCCAAUUCCAAUCAGAACGCCCCCACUAUUAUGUGUUUUGUGUUUUUGUACAAAAAUCUCACACGGACAAGAUGACAAUUAGUGCACACAAGAAUUAUGUUCAAUUUGCACUCCUAUUAUAUAUAGUGUCGUCGACUGCUGCUUUAAUUGGUGGGUGUGGUCACGUACUUGUGGUGAUGGCUAGCUGCUGAGUGUAGUCAUAUUCUAUAGUAGGCACCACCGACUGAACAAACUUGAGGAAAACGAUGAGGUAAGAGUGGACCUCGAGCUCUCGGCCGUCCUCGGCAACCAUGUCCAUGAUUCUCUUCAUUACCUCUGCGUGACGACAGGGGUGGACCGAGAGACGGGGAGGAGGGGGG
This is a messenger RNA of Geodia barretti, 2118 nucleotides long. Lineage: Eukaryota; Metazoa; Porifera; Demospongiae; Tetractinellida; Geodiidae. The record is from the annotation of a GenBank genome assembly.